Fusarium poae is the source of this 1095-nucleotide messenger RNA. RefSeq lists its product as uncharacterized. Lineage: Eukaryota; Fungi; Ascomycota; Sordariomycetes; Hypocreales; Nectriaceae. The record is from RefSeq and is a predicted model, not a curated record. The transcript has 5 exons. Bases 1 to 1095 code for a protein of 364 amino acids.
AUGUCGCAAGAUGUCGGUGGUAUGCCUCCCCCAGAAGGGGUCACGCCUGACUUCGAUGGAGGCUCACCACUUCAGAGUUCAAUUGUCGUUGCUUUCUUGUGCACGUUCGCCGUUGCAACCGUCACAUUGUUAUUACGCCUCUAUAGCGGCAUCUCUAUUGUUCGCAAACUAGACUGGGAUAUCCCCUUGAUCGUACUGGCAUGGGGAGUGUCGUUGGGCUUCUUUAUUAGCAUAAUGAUUGCAAUGCCUUCCGGCUUUGGUAAACAUCUUUGGGAUGUAAGAGCAAGCAGUCUUCCAGGAUACUUUCGGAUGUUGCUCAUUAUCGGUCUUACAUACGUAUGGCCCCCAACUCUCGCCAAGUUAGCUAUACUCGUGCUGUACUACCGCCUUAUUCCGAAUCGCGGAUUUCGAUGGGCAAUUUAUGCCACGGCUGCUGGCCUCGUCAUCUAUACGCUCGUUUUCACUAUACUGUUGGCGUGGCCGUGUCAUCCACUGAAGCCUGGUACAGCCACAUGCGUUGUCAAUCUUACAGUGGCACAAGGUGUGCUCAACAUCGUCAGUGAUGCUAUAGUUAUUGUCCUUCCGAUACCCUUGAUACAUCGCUUGAACAUGCCUUUGAGACAACGCAUAACUGCUGGAUUACUCCUUGCGCUCGGUUCUGCAGUUGUCGUCGUCUCAUGCAUUCGCUUUGGAUACGUGAAGAAGAUGGAAGAUAAUCCCGACAUUACCUGGACACAGGCCUCAGCUGCCCAGUGGAGCAGUAUCGAGAUGAACACUGGCAUCAUCUGCAACUGUCUCGCUCAUCUGAAGCCAUUUGUUCGAAAGCAUCUUCCUUUCCUCAGUAAAUUUGUCACCAGGGGAUCCUCAAAUAUGUCGCACCCUAGUGAGCGCAACCAGAGUCGUAGUCACAAGUGGAGAGGAGACAAGUCGAGUCAUAAAUAUGAGCUUCAUAGCGUAGGUCGGAUCCAAGAGCCAUCUCAUGAGAACAAUCAAUCAGGCAUUGUUGUCGUCGAUGAAGUCCAGGUCGAGUUUACGCCAUCAAGGGACAAUGGCGAUGCAUCAAGUACAGAGGAUAUUCUACGGAACUCGAGAUAG